This is a messenger RNA of Blepharisma stoltei, 591 nucleotides long. The record is from the annotation of a GenBank genome assembly. Lineage: Eukaryota; Ciliophora; Heterotrichea; Heterotrichida; Blepharismidae.
AUGUCAGAUCCAAAGAAAAAGAUUAUAAAGAAGGGUGCCGAGCCCACAGAAUUUGAGUAUCAUGUCGCCCAAGCUCUUGGAGAGAUCGAAGCCUCAGCAAGCGAUCUAAAAGGUGAGCUUCGUGAUGUAAUGAUCACAGGAGCCACUGAAUUCGAAGGAAAGUUCAGAGGAUCUGUUCGUCAAGCCGUCAUUAUCAUGUUCCACUACAGAUCUCUUCAAGCAGUCAAAAAAAUUUACGCACGCCUUUUAGGAGAGCUUGAAAAAAGAUUUUCAAGACCAGUGGCUAUUAUUUUCACAAGGACUAUUUUGCCGAAAUAUCUUAAGUCUAAAGGACAACAAAAACGUCCUUAUUCAAGAACACUCACUGCAGUCCAUGAAGCUAUUCUUGAUGACUUAGUUUACCCAGCAGCUAUUUUAGGUAAAAGACAAAGAAUAAAGACAGACGGAAAAAGAGUCUACAAAGUAUUGCUUGACCCUCGUGACAGAGAAAAAUUUGAAGACAGACUAGACACUUUGAGUGCUAUUUACAACAAAUUGACAAACAAAGAACUUGUAUUUGAAUUUCCAGUGAGUAGAGAGUUCCCAGUUUAA